AUGCACAUUAAACAAGUGAUUGUCUGCGGUUUCCGUAGUUACAAAGAUCAAGUGGCAGUUGAACCAUUUAGUGAUCAACAUAAUGUCGUCAUUGGACGUAAUGGGACUGGAAAAUCAAAUUUCUUUGAUGCCAUUCGCUUUGGUCUAUUAACGUCACGUUUUGCAAACUUACGACCAGAUGAACGACAAGCUUUAUUACAUGAAGGAUCGGGGAAACACGUCAUGUCUGCUUAUGUCGAGAUUCUUUUUGAUAAUAAAGACGGUCGUUUACCUGUAGACGAUGAAGAAGUGGUUCUAAGACGAACGAUUGGAGUAAAAAAGGAUGAAUUCUUUUUAAAUCGAAAACAUAUUACGAAAAGUGAUGUGGUUCACUUACUCGAGAGUGCCGGGUUUUCACGGUCAAAUCCUUAUUAUAUUGUCCAACAAGGCAAAGUGAAUGCGCUUGCAGUGAUGCGGGAACGUGAAAGAUUGGAACUAUUGAAGGAAGUCGCAGGAACGAAAGUAUAUGAAGAUCAGAGAGUUAAAUCAUUGAAGAUUUUACAGGAAACACAAUUACAGAGAGAUAAGAUCCAAGAGGUUGUGAGGUAUAUUGAAGAGAGACUGUCGGAACUAGAGGAGGAGAAGGAAGAAUUAAAAGAGUAUCAGCAACUGGACAGAGAACAACGUGCUUUGGAGUAUACGAUGCAUGAGAAGGAGCUGCAGAAUGUACGUGAGGAGAUUGAGAACCUUGAUAAAGAGAGACAGAGAGAGAGUGCCGUAGCGACGGAACUGCAUGAGAAACUUAUGCAUGUUCGAGCUGAGAUCAGUCGGAUUGAAAGUGAUUCUCGUAGUAAAAAGCAAGAUGUGGUGCAAUUGAUGGAGGAAAAAAAGAGUCGAGAGGAAGAACGAAAAGAACUGAUGGAAGCGAGAUUCAAAUUGGAGAUGCAAGUGGACGAGCUCAAAGAACAGAUUCAUACUGACGGCAAGCAGAGAUCUGCUGUGUCGAAGGAAGUGGAAGUCGUGAAACGUGAGAUUGAAGCCAAGCAAGCCCAAUUGAGUAAUGAGAUUCUACCUGCACUACAACAGGCAGAGAAAGCACAUGACCUGGUCGCACGAAACCUUCAGGAAUGCAGAGCACUGUCGGAGCAUCUUAUUGCCAAGCAGGGUCGAAAAAGUCAGUUUCACACGCAGCAACAGCGUGAUGACUAUCUUCAGCGUGAGAUCAGUGAUAUUGAGGGAUUGGUGCGCAGAAAAGAGUCUGACACAGCAUCGAUAAAACACUCGAUUGAGGGCUUGGCGCAGUCUAUUGAGGGAUCGGAACGAACGCUACAGCAACAGAUUGAAGAGUUACGUGAACAUCGUGUCCGAGUGGAUGAUGUCGGGACAGAAGUGCUCCGUCUGAAAGAGCAACGCAACAUCUUGAAUGAAGAACGAAAAGCAAAGUGGCGCGAGGAUAACCAGAUAUCGUAUAACGAGCGCGAGCUCAAGAAAAAGUUGAGCGAUGGAGAAAAUGCUUUGCAGAGUACAAUGGGGUAUGGCGUCCGCCGUGGUCUACAGGCAGUGCGAGAGAUGCAAGAUCGUAUCCGAGGAAUCUAUGGACCCUUGAUCGACCUCGUGAAACCUGUCGACGAGCGUUACUGCAUCGCUGCGGAUGAGGCCGCUGGUGGUGCUCUAUUUCAUGUAGUCGUAGAUACGGAUGACACUGCUGCAAGAAUUAUGCAAGAAUUGGACAAGAAGAAUUUGGGUCGACUAACUUUUCUACCUCUCAGUCGCUUGAAGGUGAAGGAUCACUUCGACUAUCCUCGAAAUGAUGAUGUUGUUGCGUUAAUCGAGAAGCUGGAAUAUCCUGCAGAAGUUCGUAAAGGUGUUAUGGCCGCGUUUGGUAAGAAGCUGCUAUGCCGAGACUUGGACGCUUGCGGUCGGUAUGCAGAGCAGACAAACAUGGACUGCUUAACGUUGGACGGUGAUAUGGUCCAUCGGCGUGGUGCUUUAAACGGUGGCUAUAAAGAUCCACGGCGAUCUCGCACGCGAGCGAUGAUGGAAGUGAAGCAGGCGCAAUUGGACCUUGAAAGCGUGAUGAAAAAGGCUAGGAGAGUAAAGGCUGAAGCUCAAAAAGCUGAUCAGAAAGUUACCGGAGUGAUCAGUGAGAUACAAAAGCUCGAGGCGGAAAAGCACCGCGCCAUUUCCGCCCACGAGCGCCUGUGCAGCGAGAUAUCGCAACGAAAGAACCACAUUGCUACCCAAAAAGAAAAUUUGGCGCAGAGAAAACGAAGUUGCGAAUUUCAGGAACGAGAAAUUAAUGAUCUGGUCUCAAGGAUCGAGUCGCUUCGUUCGGAACUUCUUUCGCCGAUGCAAGACACUUUGACAGCUAACGAGCAGAAAUUGCUGCACUCGUUGUCAGCCAAGGUCAAGUUACUAGAGGCAGAAGAACAAGACCAAAGACAACGACUGGAAGAUAUACGUUCCCAAAAGGAAGGCAUAAGAACAGUUUUGGAUGAAAAUUUGAUCAGACGUGAAACUGAGCUGGCGAAGCAACUUGGCGAAGGAAUUGAAGAGCUGGCAAUCAAUGAGCGAGAAGAGAAUUUGAAGGCCAAGCAGAUCGACUUACUUGACGCGUCGCGUUUAGUAGAUGAUAACACGUUAUUGCUGAAGGAACUCGAGCAGAAGAUUGAGACGUUGCAGCAGGAAACCACAAAUGGAAACAGGCAGUUGGAUGCAUUGAAUGGACAGGAUGUCUUAUUGAGUGACCAGAUCCAGCAGGAAACCCGGCGAACGGAGAAAGUCUUAAAUAAGCGCCGCCGACUGCUGAAGAAGCGUGACGACACCACGCGAGAUAUCCGGGAGCUAGGAACUUUGCCGAUUCCCGAGCUCGACAAAUUCAAGGUGCUGUCUUACCAGGACGUGAUCAAGCAGUUCAAACGUCGAACCGAGAAAUUGAAGAAGUACAGCCACGUGAACAAGAAGGCGUUGAAUCAAUAUAUGAGUUUUAACGAGCAGCGCGCAACGCUUUUGGAGAGAAAGAAGGAGAUUGACGAUGCGUACAAUUCGAUCAAGGACCUGAUUGACGUCUUAGACAAGCGAAAAGACGAAGCUAUAUUCCGCACAUUCAAAGGAGUGGCGGGCUUUUUUUCAGAAGUGUUUCGCGAGCUGGUACCAACAGGAGAAGGCAAGAUGAUUCUUGUUGGCGCGGACACGAAUCAGAUCAGUAACAUAAAUGGUGGCGAUCCGUCGCAGGAGUCGAACGUCGACACGUACUCUGGUGUGCAGAUCAAGGUGAAUUUCCGCGGAGAAGGAGACUCCUACUUGAUGCAGCAACUCUCUGGUGGCCAAAAGGCGUUGGUGGCCCUCGCCUUCAUCUUUGCAAUUCAACGGGUCGAUCCAGCUCCUUUCUACUUAUUUGACGAGAUUGACCAGGCAUUGGAUUCCACUCACCGAGCUGCGGUUGCGGCGUUGAUUCAUCGACAAGCACACUCGAAGGAGAGCCCGGCUCAGUUCAUCACGUCGACCUUUCGCCCUGAGCUGGUGAACAUUGCUGACAAACGGUAUGGUAUUGGCUACCAAAACAAGAUCAGCAAUGUCUACUCAAUGACGAAAGACGAGUCCCUCGACUUUAUCUCGAAUAUCAUGGCGGAAGAAGAGGGUGUGGCAGAAUCGAAAGUGUAA
This is a messenger RNA of Peronospora farinosa, 3642 nucleotides long. The record is from the annotation of a GenBank genome assembly. NCBI's taxonomy places the organism in Eukaryota, Oomycota, Peronosporomycetes, Peronosporales, Peronosporaceae.